Messenger RNA from Beta vulgaris subsp. vulgaris (sugar beet), 2284 nucleotides. RefSeq names its product exocyst complex component EXO70A1. Bases 190 to 2151 code for a protein of 653 amino acids. Gene Ontology annotation, cellular component: exocyst. The record is from RefSeq and is a predicted model, not a curated record. Gene Ontology annotation, molecular function: phosphatidylinositol-4,5-bisphosphate binding. Gene Ontology annotation, biological process: exocytosis. The transcript is spliced from 12 exons. Lineage: Eukaryota; Viridiplantae; Streptophyta; Magnoliopsida; Caryophyllales; Amaranthaceae.
AGACAACAAACAAACCGCAACAGGCAAAAGUCUCUUCAAUAAGCGUCAACCGGCAACAUCAGUCAAAAACAACUCAAACCAAUUUCCCAAAUUUCUCUUCAAUUCUCCUACAAAACCCUCAAAUCUCUCUGUUUCUCUUCAAUCCACUGAAAUCAAAAUUUUGUUGUUCUUUUUCUUUUUGGAGUAAAAAUGGGGUUGCCAAUUCAUCCAGUUAUUGCAGGAGCAGCAUCGAUGGAUACUUUGAGCUCCAAAGCAGCUUCAAUGCGAGAAUCACUUCAAAAAAGCCAGACCAUCACUGAUAAUAUCGUUUCCAUUCUGGGCUCCUUUGAUCACCGUCUCUCCGCCCUCGAAACGGCCAUGCGUCCAACCCAGAUUCGGACUCAUUCGAUUCGGAGAGCUACUGAAAAUAUUGAUCGGACAUUGAAGUCUGCUGAAGUGGUUUUGUCCCAAUUUGACCUUAGUCGCCAGGCUGAGGCCAAAGUACUAAAAGGGCCACAUGAAGAUUUGGAAAGUUAUUUGGAAGCAAUUGACCAGCUUAGAAGCAUCAUUCGGUAUUUUGGUAGUUGUAAAGGGUUUAGGAAUAAUGAAGGGGUGGUCACCCAUGUAAACAGUUUACUAGCUAAGGCAGUUCUUAAGCUGGAGGAGGAGUUCAAGCAACUGCUAGCAUCAUACAGUAAGCCUGUUGAACCCGAUCGCCUUUUUGAAUGUCUCCCCAACUCGAUGCGACCUUCAUCUGGUUCACAUGGUGAUCAGGCUGAUCCGGGUGCCAAGAACCAUGGUGAUUCUAAACCCUCAGAGAAUGCUGUCUACACCCCUCCAGCUCUUAUACCUCCUCGUAUACUUCCUUUGCUGCAUAAUUUAGCUCAGCAAAUGGUCGAGGCAGGGAAUCAUCAACAAGUCAACAAAAUUUACAGGGAUACCCGUGCUUCAGUCUUAGAGCAAAGCUUGCGCAAAUUAGGCGUGGAAAAGCUUAGCAAGGAAGAUGUUCAGAAAAUGCAGUGGGAGGUUUUGGAGGCUAAGAUUGGGAAUUGGAUUCAUUUUAUGCGGAUUGCUGUUAAACUACUUUUUGCUGGUGAGAGAAAAGUUUGUGAUCAGAUGUUUGAAGGCAUUGAUUCCAUGAGGGAUCAAUGUUUUGCUGAUGUUACUGCAAGCAGUGUUGAACUAUUACUUAGCUUUGGAGAUGCUAUAGCGAAGAGCAAGAGGUCCCCAGAAAAGCUCUUUGUGCUACUUGACAUGUAUGAAAUAAUGCGUGAACUGCAUUCUGAGAUCGAAUUGCUUUUCAGUGGUAAGGUUUGUGCAGAAAUGCGAGAAGCUGCGUUUGGUCUGACAAAGCGCCUUGCACAGACUGCCCAAGAAACUUUUGGUGAUUUUGAAGAAGCUGUUGAAAAGGAUGCAACAAAAACUGCUGUUUCUGAUGGAACUGUCCACCCUUUGACAAGCUAUGUGAUCAAUUAUGUGAAAUUUCUGUUCGACUACCAAUCAACCUUGAAGCAACUCUUCCAGGAGUUUGAGCAGGCAGAAGAUUCAAACUCUCAGCUCGCCAAAGUUACUAUGCGGAUAAUGCAGGCUCUCCAAACCAAUCUUGAUGGGAAGUCCAAGCAAUAUAAAGAUCCUGCUUUGACUCACUUGUUUCUGAUGAACAAUAUUCACUACAUUGUAAGAUCUGUUCGCAGAUCUGAGGCAAAAGAUUUAUUAGGUGAUGAUUGGGUGCAAAGGCAUAGAAGAGUUGUUCAGCAGCAUGCAAAUCAAUAUAAAAGGAUUGCAUGGGCUAAGAUUCUGCAAUCUCUCUCCACACAGGGCUUGACCUCUUCUGGAGGAGGCGGAAGUGGAGUUGCAGUUGAUGGGGGAAAUAGUAGUGGAGUAUCAAGAGCGUUAAUUAAGGACAGGUUGAAAACGUUCAAUGUGCAAUUUGAGGAGCUCCAUCAAAGACAAUCACAGUGGACAGUGCCUGAUACUGAGUUGCGUGAAUCGCUGAGACUUGCAGUUGCUGAAGUCCUGCUUCCUGCAUACCGAUCGUUCGUCAAACGUUUUGGGCCUUUGGUUGAGAGCGGGAAGAAUCCUUCAAAAUACAUCAGAUAUACACCAGAAGACUUGGAAAGGAUGUUGGGUGAGUUCUUUGAGGGUAAGACGUUAAAUGAGCCAAAGAGGUAGAGUUAUGUAAAGAGAUCUCUAUAUAUGAGGCCUUCUGUUUCCUUGUAAAGUUUCCAGAGGAAGAGCUGAACAUACAAAUAACGUUUGAUUGUAUAAACUUCUUAAGAUAUUGAUGGAUGUAUAUUUUUUCUCC